AAACACACACUUGAGGACUUUUUCAGUACUGAGUAGGGUGAUUUGCUUUGUAUUGUUCUCUUGAAGUAAAAAUAGCAAAGCUUUCAAUGUGUAGAAAUGUUCAACAGAUUAAAAAUGAUGCGGCCUGAUGGUGCAGGGUAUGUGGGGAGCUAUGUAAGAGCAAUCCACGACUUCUCCACAAAUAUGCCUGCAGAGGUCAGCCUCACCCAUGGGGAUGUCUUCAAGGUCACCAAAGCUGUUGACAAGAACUGGCUCCAUGGCACAAGCAGGGAUCGGGAAGGGAAUUUUCCCUCAGACUUUGUUGAGAAAAUACAGCUACCUCUGAUUGAGGAGGGACAGAAACUAUUUGCUGCUGUGGAAAACUUCCCGGCUCAACAGGAUGGGGACCUGGAGUUUCGAAAAGGUGAUAUCAUUGUUGGGCUCAAUCCAAUAGAUGACUCAUGGUGGCAAGGCCAGAUAAAGCACACCACUGGCAUGUUUCCGGUCACACAUGUUAUGGAGCUGGAACUCUCUGGUCUGCUCCAACAGAGGUCUAAAAGUGUGCACUCAGCAGAGACAUUGUUUGCACAGGCGUUAGUUGAUUCUGUGGCUCAGUUGGACGAGGAGCUGAGCUUUCAGGCCGGGGAUAUCAUCACGGUGACAGAGGUGGUAGAUGAGGACUGGUACGUUGGGCAGUGCAGGGGCCGCUCAGGCAUGUUCCUCGCAUCCUGUGUCCAGCUACUCAAUGAAGAGGAGUGCAACUGUAGUGGGCCUGCACAGGGAGGCUGGUCCCCGGCUGUCGGACAUGAUAUCAUUGAUGGCAUGGCUAGUACAGGAAGUGAUACGACAAACAAUUCCACUUAUACAAAUGACAAUCAACAAAGUAUUAAUCAUGUGCAAAAUGGGCGAACAAAUGAGCCACCUUCUGUGAUGGAGGCUGCAUCUCAUAACAAUCAUACUGACAGUGAUUCAGGGCAUCAAGUCUCCUACACUAGUGAAAACACUAAAGCUCACAUGGGUGACACCGAAGCUGGUGUUACUCCAUAUGCUAGGACUUUGUAUCCAUUCAAUGGAGAAAUGCAGGGUGAAUUAAGCUUUGAAGCUAAUGAUAUAGUUACUCUAAUACAACAUGUUGAUGAAAGCUGGAUAGAAGGUGAAAUUGAUGGCAAAAUUGGACUUUGUCCUGCAAACUAUGUUGAAAUUAUUGUUGAUUGUCCUUAUGCAUUUGAUAAUGAACAAUCUGAAAAAGAUCAAAUGGUUUCUGUCGUUGAAUGUGAUACAAACUUUUCAAAUGGUUCUGUUAAUCAGACAAAAGGUGAAACAGUGAAUCAAGAUGCUACAGCUAAAUUCUCAGGUCAUAUUUCUUCCAUUGCUAGUGAAAGCAAGAAUGCUGGAGAAGAAAGUUAUGCCCUGGUGCUUUACACGUUUCAGGCAGAGGCGGAAAAUGACCUGUCUGUUCAGGAAGGGGAUACAGUCAUUGUUGUGAGACAGGAUGAUGACAACUGGGUCUUGGUCAGGAAUGAUGCUGGACAGUCCGGAAUGUGCCCUCUUACUUACAUUGAAAUGAUCGGUGCUCCUCCUCCAGAACCUGGCCAAACCAAUGACGCCAAUGACAAUGAGGUUCAGAACAAAGCUCAACUUAAAAACAAUUUGGUGGAGAGUGAGAAUCGUGGUUCUGAAACAAAAUCUGAAAGUGUCACUGCGAUAACCAAGCAUUUACCUCAGCAAGAAACAGAAAAAAGAAAAUCUUCAGAAAAUGAAAGCAAAGCUCAAGCAAAUAUCUCAAAGCUUGAACCAAAAACCAAACCAGUAAUGAAACCAAAGCCAUCACUUGCCCCUAAACCAAAUCUUAAGCCUAAACCAUCUUUGGCCCCUAAACCAUUUACAGAAAAAGGGUCAGUGGUGAAACCAGUAUCAUUUGAUAUGGGACCUAGUGCUGUAUUACCCAAGUCGAACUCCACAAAAUGCUUGUCAGAGUUCUACACUAGUCUUGAUUUGACAAAUCAAACAGUUUCUUUAUCAAAGGCAAAGUCCAUGUAUGAAAUUAACCACAAUGACAAAAGUGUGGAGCCCAUUUCCGAAUCAAAUAAAAGUGAUGGAAGUACUGGAAGUAAUUCUUCUCUAAAUUCAAGCUUUGAAAAAAGGCAAUAUACAGACUCAAAGAAAAUGUUUGAAAACAUGGACUUGUCUAAACCUCUUGACAACAUUCUUCAGGAAGAGUUCGUGAGAGCUAGAAAGGAUGCAGACACAAAAUCCAGGAGUGGGUCAAAUAGAAGCUCUGGCAGUUCUCUGACAGGUUCAGGUAAUUUCAGAACUCAAGACUCUACCACUUCAAACACAAGUGUUAAGGUAUCUUCUGGAAAUUAUUCAAGAGAAAACUUUGAAUCUUGUUCAGUUGUAGGACAAUCAACAUUUUACACUGAUAAAAGCAGUGUCCCAAAUCUACGCAAACCUCCUCCUCCACCCUCUAAGUCUCACAGCAAGGAAGGUGAAUUUAUAAGAAAGCCAUUAAAAAAGCCAGCUCCACCUAGACCAGUUGGGCCUAGGAUUGCUCCAGCACCAUCUAAAUCCCCUAUGAUACCAGAGAGGACAGCGCAGCCCAAGUACAUGCCUGGUCGCCCUGCGCCUGCCAGACCAGGGCCACUACCACCCCGACCUCAUGGAGGAGGAGGGUCAAGAAGGCCCCCGGCCCCUGCCAGACCACAGUCAACUCCAGGAAUCUCUGACCUGAUGAGUUUUAGUCCUCCAAACUCUACCUUCUACGUGGAGGAGGAGGCAGAGUCUGAAGAGUCACUGGAGCUGAGGGCCAGGAUUGCCAACUUUGAACAGGACAUACAGGAUUGUGAGAAGUCCCGGGGUGAGUUGGAGCAGAUGAAGCAGACCCUGGGUGGGAAUGACAAGGAAAUCCAUGACAACGUACAGUUCUACACUGACAACAUCAAGGGACUUAAACAAGAACUCAACACCCUCAGAGAGCAUCUAGCAGAUUUGUGUCCCAGCGAGCGUCAAAAGAUGGACGCAGAGAAGCUGGCAAUGCUUCGUCAAGAGGAGGAAGCCCGACAGAGGGAAGAGCGGGCGCGCCAGGAGGCUGAGGCUCAGCGGGAGAGACAGAACAAGCGUGAGAGGGUCAUACAUGAACUCAUACAGACUGAAAAAGACUUCAUUUCUUCCCUCAAUCUCAUAAAUGAGACCUUUCUCGGGCCUAGUGCAAAGAAGCAUCGACUUGUUGAUGUGGAUCUUCUGUUCGGGAACUUGGAGGAGGUGGAUGAGGUCUCCCAGAAACUGCUCACACGCCUCGAGGAUGCCACACACGGCAAGGACUUUCACCAGCAGGUCAUAGGUACUAGUUUUACGAGCCUUGCUGAGGACAUGAAGAAUGUGUAUGCUCCCUACUGCAGAAACCAUGACGAUGUCAUCACUCUAAUAGAAAAGUACAAUCAGGAUCCUGAGAUCAAGGCCCACUUUGAAGUCCUUCUGGACCAACUGCGGGAGAACCAUGUGGUGUUUGACUUGGAGGCCCUGCUCAUCAAACCUGUUCAGAGGAUCCUCAAAUAUCCACUCCUUCUAAGUGAACUCUUCAAGGCAACAGAGGAGGACCAUGCAGACAAGCGGCCACUCCAGCAGGCCAUACAAGCCAUGACAGAUGUCGCUCAGGCGAUAAAUGAGUACAAGAGGAGGAAGGACCUUGUUUUUAAGUACAAAAAAGACACAGAUGCUUCACUGGGAGACAAGCUGUCCAAGCUGAGCUUACACUCCAUCAAGAAGAAGUCUUCCCGUAUCAAGGAGCGAUUCUCUGCGAACAUGGGGUUUAUCGACCAGACUCGAGAUGCAGUGUUUGACCAGGUGGAGGGGAGGUACAGACACCUGGAGAAGACCGCCCGCUUGUUUGUGAGAGAUGUGCAGGCCUACAUAGAGGAGGUCCAGUCGAUGGUGAACAUCCAGGAAGGGAUAUCUGCAAACAUUGAGGAUUUCUAUGGUGAGAAGCGGGACAUUUCAGAGGUGCUCAAGUACCAGGCCUUCUGUAACAAGAUGCACAUGACCUUCCUUCCUAACUUUCACCGUGAGGUAGAUGACCUAGUGAUCAUCCCUCUGACCCAGAUGCUACAGAUGUUUGAUGGCCCUAGCAAGGUCAUACAGAAGCGCUACGACAAACUCCUUGACUACGACAACCUCCGCAGGAAGGCACAGAGCGAUAAGUCAUUUGAGAAGGCGAUGCAGUCGGCUAAGCAGAACUAUGAGGCAUUGAACGCCCAGCUGGUGGAUGAAAUGCCGCAGAUGUUUACUCUUGGCUCGCGACUGCUCAGGGACUGUAUUGCCUCAUUUCUCAGGGAGCAGCGACGCUUCACAGAUCAGAUUGUCCAGGAAAUGUACUCAGUAGUGGAACAGCAGUUACAGUUCCUGAGUGAGGAAGGCUUGGUGGAGCAGUUCAACAUCCGGCACUCAGCCAUUGUCGACCGCCUUGCUCUACUCUCCUUUAUGCCCCGUACAUUUUCCCCCCGUGUAGCUGAUGCCAAACAGGAGAAGAGGAACAAACGCAUGUCACUUGACUCGAGUUCACUUAUGCUGAAGUCGAUGGAGGCAGUGCCUCAGGUAGACAGUCAGCGAGUGUAUGUGACCCAGCAGUACACGCCAAGCAAGCUGUUUAAGGUGACGGAGACACAUGUCGCCAUGGACAGCAUGGACAUCAGUGUGUGUGGUGGGGACGUGGUUGGGGUCAUUAUGGACAAGGACCCCAUGGGCAACAAGGAGCGCUGGUUUGUCGAUAACGGAGCUAUCAAGGGUUUUAUGCCGCGCAAGCUGCUGGCCCAGUUUGAAUCAAGCCCUCCUCGGCCUAUCUUAGGUACCGAUUCAUUGUUACUGCCAGUUCCAGUCACAGGAAGUAACCAGUACUCUCCACAACCACCAAGAUCCCCUGGUGCUAGUCCUCAGCUGCGUAGUGUACAAGAGGUUGAGGAUGAUAUAGACUUUGCCCUGGAAGAGGAGAUGACUCCUGACAUACCAGACUCACAGGGCACUGCAGGGUACCAGACAGGAAAUGAAGGGCACCAACAAACCAAAAAUACAGGGUAUCAAGCAGAGAAUGCAGGGUACCAACACGAUGAUGGCAGCCAUCUUUAUCCAGAAUCUGGAGAUGAUGUGCAGAAGAAGCGGAAUCUUUACUACGCAGAGUUCCCGUUCUCGGCCCGCAAUAGCAAUGAGGUGACUCUGUUUGAGCACCAGGUGUUGACGGUACUCGCCCCGCAUGAUGAGAACGGGAACACGGAGUGGUGGUACGUGGAGGCGGACGGUACAUACGGAUACGCCCCCGCCAGUUAUCUCAGGCCAAUGGACACAACAUGACCCUGUGUGAUACAGAUAUUUAUUUAUAAGUGAAAAAGUGUAAGUCAAUGCACACAAACAAUAUGAGUGGAGAAGGUGAAAAGCUUUCAAGUGUCAUUGAAUAUUUAUGCCCCCCUUCGAAGAAGAGGGGUAUGUUGCUUUGCACAGGCAUGUCGGUCGGUCGGUCGGUCCGUCGGUAGACCAAAGCUUGUCCGAGUGAUAACUCAACAAUUCCUGGACGUAUGGUCAUCAAACUUGACAUGAAGGUUGGGCCUGACCAGUAGAUGACCCCUAUUGAUUUAAGGGCUCAUCGGGUCAAAGGUCAAGGUCACAGUGACCUUUAAUGGUAAAUAAUUUUAAAGCUUGUCUGAGUGAUAACUCAACAAUGCCUAGACCUAUGGUUAUCAAACUUAAUAUGGAAGUUGGGCCUGACCAGUAGAUGACCCCUAUUGUUUUUGGGGGCCAAAGGUCAAGGUCACAAUGACCUUGAAUGGUAAAAGGUUGUCCGAGUGAUAACUUGACAAUGCCUGCACCCAUGGCCCUCAUACUUGACAUGGGGGUUGGGCCUGACCAUUAGAUGACCCUUAUUGAUUUUGGGGGUCAUCGGGCCAAAGGUCAAGGUCACAGUGACCUUGAAUGGUAAAAAGUUGUCCGUGUGAUAACUCGACAAUGCCUGCACCCAUGGCCCUCAUACUUGACAUGGAGGUUGGGCCUGACCAGUAGAUGACCCCUAUGGCUUUGGGGGUCAUUGGGCCAAAGGUCAAGGUCACAGUGAUCUUGAAUGGUAAAUGGUUGUUCUUGCGAUAACUCGAAAUAGCCUGGCCCUCAAACUCGACAUUUAGAUUUUUUGUGACCAGCUGAUGACUCCUAUGGAUUUUGAGGUCAAAGGUCAUGGUCAUAACACACUCUUUCCUCACACUUUGAAUGGUCAUAAUCUUAAAACUGCCUCAAUGGCAUCCAAUGUCAGUGACAAACCAGAUGUCAUUUUGGUUCAUGCAUAUUUCAUUCAAUUGUCCAUAUAAUCCUGACAACAUGGCGCUCAGGGGGGCAUAAUGUUUGACAAACAUCUCUUGUUUUUUAAAGGCUUUCCUCUAUCAGUCCUCCAUUAGCUGUAGACUAUUAACUGUAGCUGCAUCUAGGAGGAUCAACAAUAACUGUAUAGACUAUCCCUGAGGAUCAACAAUAGCUGUAUAGACUAUCCCUGAGGAUCAACAAUAGCUGUAAAGACAAUAGCUGUAUAGACUAUCCCUGAGGAUCAAAAAUAACUGUAUAGACUAUCCCUGAGGAUUAAAGUGAAUGUACCCGAUAGUUUUAUUUUGAUACAGAUCAUUGUCAACCACAUCCAGCUUUUAAUAUAAAAAAAAUCAUGUAUUUAGUCUGAAAACUUGAAGCAUUUAAUAAUUAAUAUGGAAUUUAAAAAUUCACUUAAGUAUUUGUAUAUUCAUGCAUUCUUCUUUUAAUAGGUCAGUGUGAAUCCAUCUUCAAGCCAUGUUUAAUGCAUAUUUUUCAUUAGAAAUAAGACCCAAAAAAAAACAUAAAGGCUGCAGCACGAAAUUUAAAUGCUUGGAUACUGGCCUACAUGUAUAUGAUACAGCAGACAAGUUUCAGUGUUCUCUUGUUUUAAAGGUCAGUAAUCAAUCAAGUAUUAACAUUAUAUUCUUUCAAAAUCCUAAUGCAAGUCAAAGUUUAUACAUUUUAUUCAAUUUAAGAAUAAAAUCUAAUUGCCUCAUCUAUUUUAUUUCCCUACAUGUGAUAAUACAAUGUACAUAUAAGAUUAAGGUUGAUGCAUUUACGUAUCUGUUUCCCUCACUAUUUUAUCCACUUUUGGCUUACAAUUGGAAGUGACCAUGUUUUUUACUUGCCAGUUUAUAUACUGAAUGGGGUUGUCAAAAUCUAUAACUUCAGUCCACACUUGAUACCCAGUAUGUCAAGUGUAGUUUGUGUCAUACAUGUAUACGCUAAGAACGACAAUUCUCCUAUAUUUUACAAACCGUUGAUUUGAGUUGUGGCUGGUGGCCUUAUUGAGAAAACAAUGUGAUCCAGUUAUUCAGUUGUUCAUAUUCCAUGGUUGGAUUUUGUUUUAAAUCUUGGCAAUGUGCAAUGUUCUUAUCGUCUUCUUUGUGAUAUGUUCAAUUUUGUUAUGUGCAUGUAAACCAUACAUGCUAUGUAUAUGUUUUCUGUCUUUAAUCAUGAAAUGUGCUGUUGCAGAAUCAAAUAUUGCAUUUAAUCAUCUACAGGUGUACACAAUCAUCAGUUUCGUGUAACUAAAGAUUUUAGCAUGAAAUUAUUUUUUGUUUCCUUAUAAAACAUGUUAUUCCUUGGUUUUUCUUACACUUUAAGAUGUGUUUUGUUGUUGUAAGGUAGGUAAACUAUGUAUGUGCUUUAUCCGUAAAGGAAAUAUACCAUA
Molecule: messenger RNA, 7705 nt
Organism: Mya arenaria
Lineage: Eukaryota; Metazoa; Mollusca; Bivalvia; Myida; Myidae
Product: dynamin-binding protein-like
Exons: 20
Coding region: 97-5319 (1740 amino acids)
Biological process (GO): intracellular signal transduction
Cellular component (GO): cytoplasm
Molecular function (GO): guanyl-nucleotide exchange factor activity; protein binding
Source: RefSeq, a predicted model, not a curated record